This is a messenger RNA of Spinacia oleracea (spinach), 3443 nucleotides long. Its product is annotated as serine/threonine-protein kinase EDR1. Bases 142 to 3075 code for a protein of 977 amino acids. The record is from RefSeq and is a predicted model, not a curated record. Gene Ontology annotation, cellular component: cytoplasm. Gene Ontology annotation, biological process: protein phosphorylation; signal transduction. The transcript is spliced from 13 exons. Lineage: Eukaryota; Viridiplantae; Streptophyta; Magnoliopsida; Caryophyllales; Amaranthaceae. Gene Ontology annotation, molecular function: ATP binding; protein kinase activity.
CACCUUCCUCACACUUUCUGUUUCUGUUUCUGUUUCUCUCUCUCCUCUAUCAACAAAAUCUAGUUAGCAUUUCCACACACUAUAUAACUCAGACAGACGACAAACUCAAACUUACUAGAGAAGAAAAACCAGAACCAAGAAAUGAAGCACAUUUUCAAGAAGCUUCAUAAAAGUCACGACCUUAAUCGCACUAACAAUGAAACCCUAACUCCUUCUCCUUCUUCUACUUCGCAACCUCAAUCCUCAACUUCUACUUCGUCGUCCUCUUCGGCGGCAACAUCGUCAUCGAUGGCGGUGGCGGCAACGGCAACGCAAUCCACCGAUCAAGGUAAUUCUCAGCUUACCGGUGUCGGAAACUUGCCGGCGGUGAAUUUGGCAAAGAAUGAUCAUCUUCGGCAAGGUGAUUACUUUUCGUCUGAGGAGGAAUUUCAGAUGCAGCUUGCUUUAGCGAUUAGUGCUUCGAAUUCUGAGUUUCGAGAUGAUCCGGAAAAUGAUCAGAUCCGUGCGGCCACUUUGUUGAGUUUGGGGAGGUCUAAUUCUAUUGAUAAGGGCCGGGAUAAAGAGGCUUCUGGUGAGGCCUUGUCGCGGCGGUUUUGGGAUUACAAUGUACUUGAUUAUGAGGAGAAGGUGGUCGAUGGCUUCUAUGAUGCAUUCGUUAUUUCAGUGGAUCCAGCAGUGCAAGGAAAUAUGCCUUCUCUUGUAGAUCUUGAAACAAAUGCCGGCGAUUCAGGUUUUGAGGCCGUGAUAGUUAAUAGGACAAUUGAUCCUAUACUUGUGGAAUUGGAGCAAGUUGCACAUUGUUUUGCACUUGACUGUCCUGCAUCCGAAGUUGGCAUUUUGGUUCAAAGACUUGCUGAACUUGUUACAGAACACAUGGGAGGACCAGUUAAGGAUGCAGGUAUAGUAUUGGCAAAAUGGAUGGAAAUCAGCACAGAAUUGAGAACUUCUCUUCAUACAAGUGUUUUUCCAAUUGGUUCUGUAAGGGUUGGCUUGUCACGCCAUCGGGCUUUGCUCUUUAAGGUAUUAGCCGACAAUGUCGGGAUAAAAUGUAGACUUGUGAAAGGAAGUCAUUACACCGGCGUUGAAGAUGAUGCUAUUAACAUAAUAAAGAUGGCUGACGAGAGGGAGUUUUUGGUUGAUCUCAUGGCAGCCCCAGGAACACUAAUACCUUCAGAUGUAUUAAACAUGAAGGAUUCUCCUGUUCCAGUAUACAACCAAAAACUAAACAAGAUCCCUUCCUUGCAGCCAACAAAUGCCAGACUAAAGCCAGUAAAUUCAAGGCCAAGUGGGGGCUCUCCUGUUGAAAAUAAUUCUCAUUUUGGUCGGAAUUCAGUCAUUGGAAAGAUUGAAUCAUUGCCUUCGUCUUCAAGCACCAGUAAUGACAUGGGUGCUGGCCCUUCAAGAGCUUCCAGCCAAUCAUACCCAAGCAAUCAAUUGGAUUUGCCUUCAACAUCAGCAGUGGGGGCAUCUUUGUUUAAACCACAUCGUGGAGCCCUUGCUGCAGGUGAUGGUACCAGGUUGAAUGUUAAUGUAGUACCCUAUAAUCAAGGUAAUAAUGAUGAAUCAAAGAAUCUUUUUGCGGAACUUAAUCCAUUCCAUUUACGAGUUUCUGGCCAAGCUUCACAGCAAAAUAAACCCAAAUACGAGAUUGAUGAGUCUCAGAGAUUUAAGAAUGAUGCUGUCUCCAGAAAACCGCCUUCUCCCAUGAUGUGGAAAAACCACCAGGCUAUCAAUUAUGUCCCCAGGAAUAAAGAUUAUGAUAUUGUUGAAAGUCAACUCCCGAGAAAUAACAAUGGAAACAAAGAUUCCAGAGCGGCACCAGUAACUUCAUCUAGAACAUCAGCUUCCCAAAAUUUACGUCAAAAUGGCUCUCAGUUGGAGAGUUCGACUCCAAGUGGUGUAAACAUCGAUGUGGGCAGCUCUGUUAGUGUUACUACAACUGCUGCAACGGGCAGUGGUCAGAAUGAUGAGUCUUUUACAGCGGAAGUCAGAAUUGCCACCCAAGUGAAAGACUCCCUGAAGGAAGCAGCCUCUUCUGGCGACAUGCUUGUUCAGGGAACUGAACGCAAAAAAGGUGGCACCAGUGGUGGCAAGUGCACUACUGAGGGUUUCAUUGGAACAGGAUAUAUAUUAAAUGAUUUCGAUCUAAGACCUGUAGAUUCUAACGGAAAGGUAGUUGACCAAGUGCUAGAUGAUGUGGGUGAAUGUGAAAUUUUGUGGGAAGACCUUAUUAUUGGUGAAAGGAUUGGACUAGGUUCAUACGGGGAGGUCUACCACGCAGACUGGAAUGGCACGGAAGUUGCUGUCAAGAAAUUCUUGGACCAGGAUUUCUCUGGGGCUGCUUUAGCAGAGUUCAAAAGAGAGGUCCGUAUAAUGCGAAGAUUGCGCCAUCCUAACGUUGUUUUGUUUAUGGGUGCUGUUACUCGCCCGCCGCAUUUAUCAAUUGUGUCUGAAUUUCUUCCGAGAGGAAGCUUGUACCGGAUUCUCCAUCGUCCUAAUUGUCAAAUUGACGAAAAGCGUAGGAUUAAAAUGGCGCUGGAUGUUGCGAGGGGCAUGAAUUGCUUGCAUACAAGCACACCAACAAUCGUGCACCGUGAUUUAAAGUCGCCCAACUUACUAGUUGACAAGAAUUGGAAUGUGAAGGUUUGUGAUUUUGGAUUGUCAAGGCUGAAGCAUAAUACAUUUUUGUCUUCUAAAUCAACUGCUGGAACGCCUGAAUGGAUGGCUCCUGAAGUUCUUCGAAAUGAACCAUCAAAUGAGAAAUGUGAUGUUUAUAGCUUUGGAGUGAUAUUGUGGGAGCUUGCAACACUUAAACUUCCUUGGAGUGGGAUGAACCCGAUGCAAGUUGUUGGGGCAGUAGGUUUCCAGAAUCGGCGCCUAGACAUCUCCAAGGAAGUUGAUCCUUUGGUUGGUAGGAUAAUAUGGGAAUGUUGGCAGACGGAGCCGAACCUGCGCCCUUCAUUUGCACAGCUCUGUGUAGCUCUGAAGUCUUUGCAGCAUCUUGCUCUCUCUUCACAGAUUGACCAGCAAAGUUCAGCAACCCAAUCAGAGAUUUCUGUAAAUUCUACGCCUUGAUUGUGAAAUGUGAAUAAAGACCUCAUAUUCUGGAUGUAGUUCAAGUACAUAAAGUUUAGCAAACCGAAAGUUUUUAUGCAGGAAAAAUAGUAAAAUUAGUUAAACACACAAGAAAAGAAAAAGUUGGUUAAGGCUUACAGGGCAGUUUUUAUUGUCAAUGUAAGUAGUGAUCAAGUUUCAAUUACAGGAGCCAGAGCAGCCAAAUUUUGUACAGAGAUGUGCAUAGUUUUAUUUUUAUUUUUUAUUUUUUAUUUUUUAUACAAACAUUGUGAUGUAUAUAUCUAUAUACGCUAUACACUUUCUUAUGAAAUCGGACCAGGAAGUGUAAAACCAGCAUUUCCAUGUAUAUAUGCGUUUAUCUUCGCUAA